This is a messenger RNA of Biomphalaria glabrata, 4226 nucleotides long. RefSeq lists its product as uncharacterized. The transcript has 9 exons. NCBI's taxonomy places the organism in Eukaryota, Metazoa, Mollusca, Gastropoda, Planorbidae. Gene Ontology annotation, biological process: protein ubiquitination. Gene Ontology annotation, cellular component: nucleus. Gene Ontology annotation, molecular function: protein binding; ubiquitin protein ligase activity. Bases 605 to 4033 code for a protein of 1142 amino acids. The record is from RefSeq and is a predicted model, not a curated record.
AGCAUUAUUUCGGUCGAAAGGAAACCUUAUAACACAAAUGUCAUAAUAAUGGGAACUAAUGCACUUGAUAGUUAUUAUAGUAGUUCUUGUUAAAUCAAGAUCUAUUGAUAUAACAUAAUGGAUUUACAUGGAUAGUCUAAGAUAAAAAUCUAGAUCAGUUUAGCUUAGAUCUAGAUCCUAGAUAAGUAGAUUCUAUAUUAUAGAUCUAGUCUAGAUUGCAGUAAUAGUAUUUCAUUUUGAUUCCCAGAUUCUGCUUGAAAUGCACUUUUAUAUUGUUUCGCACUUAUUGCGUAACACUCACACAGUAACAGUCAUAUCAUAUGGCAAACUAUUUCUUCUUAAGGACUUUUACUCUAUAAUCUAGAAUAAUCUAAAUCUAGUUCUAUUUGGUAUAGAGUAUAGACAGUAUAGAGCAUCAAAUCUAGAUCUAGCUAGCCUGCUAGUGCUAGUGAAAGGAAAAAGAACCACCAGAAAUCCUUUGAUUUUAACUUUGGCUUUAAUUAAAAAGUUGAUCUCAAUAUUAAUAGCCUUGAUAGAAUAGGCUAAGGUUAAAGUUAGUAGGCAACUAGUCUAGAUCUGUUAUAAUAAGUUUAUAAGGAAGGAAAUGUCAGAGGAAGAUGAAAUUCCCCUGGAAAUUGAGCUUCAAUCCUUGGAAGCCAUAUAUGUAAAUGAAUUGACCUAUUCAAGAAAAGAUGAUGGUACUGUGGAUACAAUUGAAGUGUUGAUCCAUCCUGCUACAGGCCAUGAUGCUACCAAGCAGUAUGUCUGUAUGACUUUGGUAUUUGCUCCAGGACCAAAUUAUCCAGAUGAAGUACCUGAUAUUCAGAUACGGAAUCCUAGAGGUCUCGGUGAAGAAGAAGUUGCCAGUCUGGUAGAGGCUAUGAUGUUGAAAGGUGAAGAGGUCAAAGGAGAAGUCAUGCUGUACACAUUUGUUGAAAUGGCCAAAGAUAGUCUAACAGAAGGGAACAUACCUCGCUGUCCUUGUGUUGUUUGUCUGGAGCAUUUCCAUGAGAAGGACAGUUUCCACCGAACUACUUGCUAUCACUACUUCCACUCUGGGUGCCUCUACAAGUAUGUCCAGCACACAAGGGCUCAGCUUGAGGAAGAAAAAAAGGAAGUCAUGGAGAGAAGACAUCUUGAUGUUGCCUCGUCUGAACAACGUAACAUUGUGUGUCCAUUGUGCAGAACUGAAUUGGAUGAAAGUCUUCUGUCUGUGUCAUGGUCCUCUGAGGGCGAGGAAGAUGAUAAGGACAAUGCUUUUGUCAUUCCACCGGAAAUGAGAGAGCAGCAGCGAAAGAUGGCAGAGAUUUAUGAGCGGCAAAAAGCUAAAGGUGGAAUCAUUGACCCUGAGCUAGAGAAGAAGAAGUUUUUAGUUAAUGCUGAGGACAGGUUCUUCUUUCUUAGUGAACCCUUGCGUACCUCUCACAAUACUGCUGAGGUCAAGGUCAAGAAAAAUUCUGUUGAAGAGGGCAGGAAGAAGAAUAAAAACACUGCAGGGACUAGACAUGUGGGCAAACAGCGCCAUGGUCAUCAGAGAGGUCAAGACACCAAACAUGGUGCCCAUGCUAGGCCAGAAGCCAGAAGAAACCACAUUUCAGUCAAUGAUCAUAUUCACAAGCCUGAUUUGCAUACAGAUAAAAAUGUUGAAGGGAAUCCCCGUCAUUCAGCGCAGGCUUCUGAGUCUCGUCUUAAUAAGAAGGAAGAAGCAAAUGGAGACAAAGAUUGUGAAAAGUCUGAUUCUGGUGUCGGGGAAAGUCAGAGUGACUUGGACAAACAGCCAGAUCAGAACGUGGCUUCAAGUGACAGCAGCGACACUACAUUGGCCAAGGAAAGUAUGGCCAAAUUAAAUAUUGGGUCAGAAGGGGCACAUAACUUAGGUAAUCCGGAGGCUCAGUCAAGGAAGAUAAAUAUGUCCGACUUCCCGCCUGAUAGGGCAUGUAGCCAGGAGAUCAAAUUUAUCAAGUGGGACACAGUUCCUGGCUCUAGCUCAAGUGAGCAUAGAUCUCCUAAAAAGUCUGGUCAUCUAGGGUCACUGAUGAGCAGUGGUAAUGAAUACCAUCAAGGAAAAUCAGGAAGCCAUGAUGGUCAUCGACACUCCAGCCAUGGUGCUAGGGGACAUCAAGGUCAGUCAAGAAAGUUUAGCAGUAGACAUUUUGACUCUCACCACCAGCAUUAUGGUCACCAGUACAAUCAUCAUCAUCAUCAUCAUGAAAAUUGGCGACACCAAGAACGGCAGACAAGCGAACAAAGGCAACGGCUUGUAGAGAGGACACAGGGUCUGGCUGAUAAUAUGAGAGAUGGUGACGAUGGCAAUCCUGGCUUGGAACAAAAGGGAGAUAAAUCUCUUGACUCUGAAGCUCAAGACGACGGGACGGCAGACCGAAAAAAUUUACAUAUCAACAAGAAAUGGAGACUCUUGAAUUUUCAAUCCUCUGCCUCGGGGAUCAAUUACAAUAAUGUUUUGGACAACGACAAAUAUUUCCAUAUUAUUGAUGAUGACGAAGGCAUUAACAGUUUAACAGGAGAAAAAAUGAAUAACAAAGAAAAUGUGUAUAUCCUCCACCAAAUUCAAUCAAACACGCUACUUAUGGAUGAUAUUGAUGAAUGCUAUGUGGGUUAUGGCGCGCCCAAAGAAGAAGAUGAGUGGGAGAAUGAGGUUGACCCUUACGCUUCUGAAAGGUCACGCAUUCGUAGGACAAAGCUAGAAGACUAUGAUAAAUUUCGAAAAGAUGACAUCAAGUUUUAUGAAGGGAAGUUGGACGAGAGAGUGUCAAACGAGACAAUAAUACAUGAAGAGGAGCGUCGCAUUCUAAAAGAGCGAGCUAGGCAGGAAGAAGAAAACUGUAGUGGAUCAGAGUCAAAGGAGGCGGACUUGAAAGACCUGAAGAAGGUGCUCUGUGGUAAAGAGAUCACCUUUGUUCAGGAUUAUAAAGUAAAGAGCUUGCAAAAUGAAGACAAUUCAGUUGAGAAAAGUAUAGAAAUGGACGACUUUGAAAAGGAGACGAGGAAUCAGGGUGGUGGCUUUGGUAAAGGGAUGAGUCAAAGAGGGGAUGAUUGUGAUUUAAGUAGACAGACAAGUAAUGGAGGUGAUGACUUCAUUAGUGAGACUAGUGACGAUAGGAGUGAUUCUGGAAGGGAGGUAACAAACGUAAAGGACGAUUUUGGUAUGGAUAAAUGUAGUUUGGUAAGUGAUCCUUUAGAUAAGGAAACAGUUUGUCAAAGCCAAGAAAUCUCGAGUGGGGAGUGCUGGAAAGAUUCCCAUGAGCAGACGAAUCAUGCGACUGAAACUGUUGUAAAGCCAUCUCUUUUCUCCUCAAAUAUCACCAUCAAUAAUAGGCUAAAUAACAGUGUUCUUUCCUUGCCUAGGCUUGGUGUAAAUAAGACACAAUCAGUUCAAAUGAAAGAGAACCUUCCUGAGCUCAGCGAAGUUAAAACUGAAGGCACCGAGUCCAAACGAAAACAGCCAAAGAAGGUGCCACCUCUGUUGCUUCCUAAAAAAGCCAAACCAGGUCAAGCCAGCAUUGCCACCAGUUCAGCCAGUAGAAUAAUGGAGACCAAUGUUUGCCUUUCUUCUGCCGACACAGUAUCUCUGCCUGGCUCACGCAAAUGCAGGGCACCUCUCAAUCUGAUGAAAAAAUCCAAAAACCCAGGCAGGAAACAUUUACCCCAAGACAUUGUUGAUAUCAUGAGUGAAGUGAAUAACUUCCAAACAGAUGUCACCCAGAGAGCCUCUGAUCUACCACCUUCUGUAAAAAAUAACCCAAAUUAUUCGUUUUACACCAACCCAGCUUGUUCUGCGCCGCUUACAGAUUUGUUGUCAUCUGCGGCUUGCCUUAAUAGCUUGAACUCUCAGGUCUUACCAAGUAAUAGUCUACCUCAUACCAUGUUCUUCCCAUCCGCUCAGAGUCUCAACAAUGAUGCCUUGGUUGAGGCCUACUUAAAAGCUUUGGGCUCCAUGCCUAAUCUAUUGCAAUCCAGUUUAAAUCCAUUGUCAGAAGAUUCAUCCUUUGUUUUGGACAGAAAUGGAAAAUAGCACUAAAUCUAAUGCAGGAACUUAUUUUAUUAAAAACUGAAGCCAGUUUCAGUUUUUUUUUUAAAGAUGUUUUUCUUUGUCCUUUAUUUUGUCAUGUGACUAGUAAAAAAAAACAAGUUUUUAAAUAGUUCUAAAAAAAUGUUACUUUUGUGUGUUUUUUGUGCAAAUAAAUGCAUAACUUUGACCUUGAAAA